GGGAGAGGGAGAGGGAGGGAGGAUUCUCAGCUACGAACAUACAACGCCGUGAAUUGAACGCAAGGUAUGCUCUCAUUGAUACUUUUCAUCCUCUUGGCUUAUGCCUGGUUAUUGAAACCGGCGCAAGUGGUUCAUGGAUCUGGGUUUUUAUACAAGGACAUCUUCCUUCUUGCCGGGCAGAGUAACAUGGCCGGCAGAGGAGGCGUCGUUGAUGAGAAAUGGGACAGAUUAGUCCCUCCCGAAAUCAAACCAAAACCGUCGAUUCUCCGGUUCAGUGCAAAGCUCAGAUGGGAGGAAGCUGCGGAGCCUCUUCACGCCGACAUCGAUGUGAAUAAGACGUGCGGAGUCGGACCCGGUUUGGCGUUUGCAAACGUGAUAAGGGACAAGGAUUCAAGCAUUGGGGUGGUGGGUUUGGUGCCUUGCGCAGUGGGAGGGACGAAUAUCCACGAGUGGGCACGGGGGACUCACCUGUACAAUCAGUUGGUGAGGAGGGCUAUGGCGUCUCUCAAUGAGGGUGGAGCCAUUCGAGCAAUCCUCUGGUACCAGGGUGAAAGCGACACCCUGUCUAAAUCCGACGCCCAAUCGUACAAGGAGAACUUAGAGAAAUUCAUUCAAAACCUACUCUCUGAUCUCAAUUCUCCUAUGAUCCCAAUAAUCCAGGUGGCUCUGGCAUCAGGACAAGGGCCGUUCAUAGAGACGGUAAGGGAAGCUCAGCUGGGAACCGACCUACCAAACGUUAGGUGCGUUGACGCCAAGGGACUGCCACUUGAAGUAGAUAACUUGCACCUCACAACACCUGCUCAAUUAACGCUUGGGGAGAUGUUGGCUGACGCCUUCCUCAAUUAUUUUCAAGGUUCAAUCCCUAUCACCAGUAACGCUCCCAGGAGAUAGAUAAUACGGUUUGUUUUCACUUUUCAAACUUUUUUCAAUGGGCCCACAGCUUAGGGUGCUUGAACGAUCCUGACCACCUGAUUCGGAUCAACAACCUUUGGGCCGAUGAAAUAUGGGAGUUGUUAGCAAAUUGACCCACUGCAAUAGAUGCGAUACAAAUGUUGUAUAGUGCACAAUAUCACAAGUGUUGUGGCCUUGUGGGUUCACCAAAAAAAUGUAUCCGAAUUCCUGAACUAAAUUGGCAGUAAGAAUAAGCAAAGCACACGUGAGUGAACCCCACUCGAGCUUUUCAAAUA
Messenger RNA from Nelumbo nucifera (sacred lotus), 1187 nucleotides. RefSeq names its product putative carbohydrate esterase At4g34215. NCBI's taxonomy places the organism in Eukaryota, Viridiplantae, Streptophyta, Magnoliopsida, Proteales, Nelumbonaceae. The record is from RefSeq and is a predicted model, not a curated record.